This is a messenger RNA of Kwoniella botswanensis, 1602 nucleotides long. RefSeq lists its product as uncharacterized. The record is from RefSeq and is a predicted model, not a curated record. Bases 1 to 1602 code for a protein of 533 amino acids. The transcript has 2 exons. Lineage: Eukaryota; Fungi; Basidiomycota; Tremellomycetes; Tremellales; Cryptococcaceae.
AUGUCUUCUACAUCAUCUAGGACAUCACCGAUAGAACUGUCCUUCGCACACGUAUUCACACUCUCUCGCAAUCCCAAUAAAUCCCCUCCCGUCCGAUCAUCUCAUUUACCUCUGUCAUCCCAAACUUCCCCCGGAGAACCUUCCUCACCCAUCAAGAAACCGACAAGCUCUAACGAAGUCGAGAUGCACAUCGAAAGCAUCCAAGAGGACGAUGAAGUGGACGAGUUUGCAGGAUUGGAGACUAUAGGAUUCAGUCAGUGGGAAAGGGAAGUACCUAAUUUCAAGUCUAAAUUCGACCACAAGCAGGAAAAGGAAGGAGAAACGUCGUCCUCAUGUCAGAAUCAGCCUCGGAUAGAAGAAGAGAUCGAUGAACUUGAUGAGAGUGAAUAUGGAUUGGAGAUGCCGUUAGAUCUGGUACAGGAUGAAGAAGUAAGAGAGCAAGUGGCGAUACACUCACCUAUAGCCAAUCCGUCAUCCCCGCCUUUACGCACACCAGCAUUCUCCCUCCCAUCACUUAACUCCGACAUUCCCUCUGGACCUUACCCCCAAACUCCACAUUCUCCCUCUCACUCGAAUCGCCAUCAACAGGCGAACCCGGAAUUCAGAUCUUCCUCUCCCGUUAAUUGGACACCUUCACCACUUUCAUCGAGAGGUAAGAAGAGAUCUCUGGUGAUCCUUUCGGACGAUUCAGAUCAGGACGAAGAGAAUGAUCAAACGAUAGUUAUCCCUCAUAAAGGUUAUUCUAGCUCACCUAAUAAGAAAGGGAAAAGUAGUAAAGUCAUUCAAUCUGGUGACGAUGACGAUGACGAUGAGGAUGAGGAUGAGGAAGAAGAAGAAGAAGAACCUUUGGCGGUACAGAAGAGAAGGAGGGAGAAAGGAAAGGGUAAAGAGAUAUUGCCUUCUCAUGCGGAAAAACCCAUCAAUAUUAUACUGGAGCUGGAAGCUCAAGUUCCGGAUGGACCGACUCUGGAUGAUUUGUUCAAGGAUGAUGAUGAACAGGCGAUUUACGAAUCCAAUGAAUUCAAUUACAAUGAAGGAGGUUAUGAAGAGGAGGAAGAUGAUGAUUAUGGUGAUUUCCCAUUCGAUGAAGUCGAUCUGGAUUUCCCAGAUACCAACAAAAGGAAAACCAAAUCGAAAUCUAGAUCACCUGAAAAGCAAAAGAGCAAAACACUUGGGAAUGACUUAUUCCCACCUGAUGAACAAGAAGGAGACCUAGAAGAUAAAGAGAAUUACGAUCGAUCGUUCAGUGGUGGGCAUGGAUCAUCGAUAUCAAUUCUGGAUAAAUUCGAAUUGAUUAAAAAGAAUGAAUGGGAUAUACCUCUUAUAAGCGAUUUAGAGAUUAAAUGGCAAGAUUUCUAUAAGAAUCAUUGGAGGAGAGGUGUAGACAAACUAAAUGCGAAAUCCACCACCACGGCUAAGAUUACGACUAGAAGAGAUGAAGUUGGGACGAUAAGGAGUGAUGAUGAGAGUGAGGAAGAGGAUGUCAGACCUAAAAAGACGACGGCGGCCAAAAGAGGUGGUCCGUGGGGAUGGAGAGGGAGAGGAAGAGGGAGAGCGGCUUGGAGAGGAAGAGUAGCGAGAGGUAAAGCUAGGAAGAAGUAA